AUGGACCCUAUCAAGUACAUCUUUGAAAAGCUAGCCCUUACAGGGAAGAUCUCCCAUUGGCAUAUGUUGCUAUCUGAGUUCAAUAUUGUGUUUGUAAUGCGAAAGGCCAUCAAGGGCCAAGCCAUAGCCAACUACCUAGCGGACCAAUCAUUGAAUGAUUUGGAUUUCUCAGAAUCCCUCUUCCUAAAUGAGGAUGUUUUGGUAAUAGAUCUAGAACCAAACAAUGUAGAACCAUGGUGUUGGAAGUUUUAUUUCAAUGGAGCUGCCAAUAGCACUGGAAAUGGAGUGGGAGCAGUUCUAAUAUCCUCUAAUGGCCAGCAAAUCCUUGUUUCAGUCAAGUUGAAUUUUGAUUGCACCAACAACGUCAUAGAGUACGAGGCGUGCAUAGUAGGCUUGCAAGUUGCCUUAGAGUUCGAUGCGUAUGAUCUAAGUGUCUUUGGAGAUUCCCUGUUGAUAAUCUUGCAAAUAAAGGGGAAGUGGCAAGCCCGAGACACCAAGUUGAUUCCAUAUCAAAAAUGUGUCAGCUGCCUAGUUCCAAAGUUAUGGAACAUCACCUUUGCUCAUUUUCCCUGA
Molecule: messenger RNA, 573 nt
Organism: Quercus robur (English oak)
Lineage: Eukaryota; Viridiplantae; Streptophyta; Magnoliopsida; Fagales; Fagaceae
Exons: 1
Coding region: 1-573 (190 amino acids)
Molecular function (GO): RNA-DNA hybrid ribonuclease activity; nucleic acid binding
Source: RefSeq, a predicted model, not a curated record